AGUCGAGAAGAAGCUCAAGCUCAAGCUCAAGCUCAACGUCGCCAGCAGUCCCUGAAUAGCCUCCUAGAGUGUAAAGCAUCCGUCAAUGUCCUUGCUGUCCUCGUCUCGCAGCGCUCUGACGCGUCGUCUGCGUCGUGCACCACAGCUCCGCGCACUGCACGUGGCUCCACCUCUAGCUCAAGCGCAAGAGGAGGAAGACGACGCUCUUCCUGUGCUUGAGACGCAGCAAAUGAACAUGUUCACGGCCAUCAACGACGCCAUGCGCGUGGCCAUGGAGACAGACCCCUCUGCCGUGCUAUUUGGCGAGGACGUGGCCUUCGGUGGCGUGUUCCGCUGUUCGGUGGACCUUCGUGAGAAGUUCGGCGACGAUCGCGUCUUCAACUCACCGCUGUGUGAACAAGGAAUCGCCGGUUUUGCCAUUGGUUACGCGUCGACAGGACGGACGGCAAUCGCCGAGAUUCAAUUCGCCGACUACAUCUUCCCGGCGUUUGACCAGAUCGUGAACGAGGCAGCCAAGUUCCGCUACCGGUCAGGCAACGAGUUCGACUGCGGUAAACUCACGUUCCGUGCCCCGUAUGGAGCUGUGGGUCACGGUGGCCACUACCACUCGCAGUCACCUGAGGCGUACUUUGCACACACACCCGGACUUAAAGUGGUGGUGCCACGAAACCCGGUGACAGCGAAGGGGUUACUGCUGGCUUCUAUUCGAGACCCGAAUCCCGUGCUCUUCUUGGAGCCCAAGGCGCUGUAUCGCGCAUCAGUUGCAGAGGUGCCAGUGGGAGAGUAUGUACAAAAUCUGAGUGAGGCGGAGAUUGUGCGACGAGGUACGGACGUCACGGUAGUUGGUUGGGGCGCACAGAUGCGGGUACUGGAGGAAGCGUGUGGAUACGCUGAAGACGUCGGUAUCAGCUGUGAACUCAUCGACUUGCAGACGAUCUUCCCUUGGGACGCUGACACAAUUGAGCACUCAGUUCGCAAGACCGGUCGACUAGUUAUCAGCCACGAAGCUCCGAAAUCCGGUGGUUUUGCCGCCGAAAUCUCGUCUAGUAUUCAGGAGCGGUGCUUCUUGAGCUUGGAGGCCCCCAUUCAGCGUGUGUGCGGGUACGAUACACCGUUCCCACUCGCGUAUGAAUCGCAUUACCUUCCAGACGCGCUGCGGAACUUCGAGGCGAUCAAGAAGGUAGUGGAUUACUAGCUGAGCUAGCCACCAAUGAUCAUACUUCCCACGUUUUUCAACAGGUUUAUUAAAGUUGUCUCCAAUUACUUUUGCACGUUUUGCGCUUCUGGUUGUAAGAGACUUUCGUAGUACUGACAGAACAUCUGCGUCUGCGUAAACUCGUCCAAAUAGUCCUCGUAGACACUGUUCCGCACUUCCUUGGCUACCUCUUCUUGCAAGCGGUCGUAGAAACUCUGACCCCCUAAACAGUGAUAACAAAUGCACCAUAGUCAAC
Messenger RNA from Phytophthora nicotianae INRA-310, 1451 nucleotides. Its product is annotated as 2-oxoisovalerate dehydrogenase subunit beta, mitochondrial. Gene Ontology annotation, molecular function: catalytic activity. NCBI's taxonomy places the organism in Eukaryota, Oomycota, Peronosporomycetes, Peronosporales, Peronosporaceae. Bases 86 to 1195 code for a protein of 369 amino acids. The record is from RefSeq and is a predicted model, not a curated record. Gene Ontology annotation, biological process: response to nutrient; branched-chain amino acid catabolic process. The transcript is spliced from 4 exons.